Siniperca chuatsi (mandarin fish) is the source of this 3603-nucleotide messenger RNA. RefSeq names its product ankyrin repeat and sterile alpha motif domain containing 3 (gene anks3). Gene Ontology annotation, molecular function: protein binding. The transcript has 16 exons. The coding region runs from base 158 to 2074 and encodes 638 amino acids. The record is from RefSeq and is a predicted model, not a curated record. NCBI's taxonomy places the organism in Eukaryota, Metazoa, Chordata, Actinopteri, Centrarchiformes, Sinipercidae. Gene Ontology annotation, cellular component: cilium.
GGAAGGGGUAGGGCAUGGUUCAACACGAGCACAAUUGAGCGUGACACACAAAACAAAAAAGUUUCACCCGCUGAGAAAACAAACUAACGGUACCUGCUGACUUCUCAGGGCCACCUCUGUUUUCAGGUGUGUGGAGGGGCGAGAAAAGAGGUAGAAGAUGUCUGAGCUAAGUGACGAAGCCAGUGAAUCAGAGCAACUGGGUGCCAGCCUGUCCCUGUGGCUGGGUGAUUCCCUGGUGCGACCUGAGGAGCUGGAUGUCCCCCUGGACCUCCACACCGCCUGCUCCAUCGGCCAGUACGACGUGGUGGCAGAAUGCAUCAAAAAACGUGAGGUGGACCUGGAUGGCAAGAACAUUGGAGGAUGGACCCCACUGAUGUAUGCAUCUUACAUCGGCCAUGACAACAUUGCAAAUCUCCUGCUGGAGGCUGGAGUGAAUGUAAAUGCUACCACUGCCAAAGGAUUAACCCCCUUGAUGCUGGCAGCAAGCUGUGGGAAUGAAAGUAUUGCAUACUUUCUGCUGCAGCAAGGUGCUGAGUUGGAGCUGAAGGACUCUCGAGGCUGGACCGCUCUGUUCCACUGCACGAGCACAGGCCACCAGCAGAUGGUGAAGUUCCUGCUGGAUAACAACGCUGAUGCCAAUGUCAAGGAGCCAGGGUCUGGUUUCACUCCCCUGAUGGAGGCUACUGCUUCUGGACAUGAAAUCAUUGUACAGUUCCUGCUUGAUCAUAAAGUUAAAGUAAAUGACCGAAAUGCUAAAGGAGAGACUGCCCGUGCCCUAGCCAUGAUGUACGGCUAUACAAAGAUCGUCAGCCUCAUUGACUCGCGUACUCCAAGGAUCAAACCAGGACAUUUUGAAGACCUGAGCUCAUCCGAGGACUCGGACAGCGCACCCCCGAGGAGGCCGAGUCGAAACCGAGUUAAAGGCGUUAGCAUCCAUGAUGGGCCACAGGCCAUCGCCAAGUUCCGAGUAGGAGGCACCAGCAAACUGUGUGAGCCUCCUGCAGUGACACCAGGCUACGUGGCGUUUCGUGAUGUUGGUGAACAGAGUGAGGGCAUCCGCUACCGUGACGUGACCUCACCCAUCAAUGAGCUGGACGGCCAGAGCAAUAGCAGCAGAGAUGACAGUCCAUUCUUUGACAAUGACAUGCCCACCAUGAGGAGCAGCAGCAGCAGCAGCGAAGGCCUGCCUCAUGUGAUUGGCCUCAACUGGGAAGGCUCUGUGGAGAGUAACGAGGACUCUGACCAGUGCAAGAGGAGCAGCUCUCGCAGAGUAAAUAAGGGUCAUCACUCAAAAGGCAAGAGUCGCCAUGGAGGCAACGAUGCAGCUCACUCCAGUGGUACAGUGAACUGUGGGAUGCGGUCACAUGAUGGUCUUCCACCCUCCUACACUGGUCCAAAGGAUCUGGCAGAGUUCUUGGAACAACUUGGCUUUUCUAAGUAUCUCCCCUUACUUGAAGAGCAAGACAUUGACCUGCGGAUAUUUCUCACCCUGACUGAAAAUGAUCUCAAAGAAAUAGGGAUCACAUUGUUUGGACCCAAGCGUAAGAUGACCUCGGCAAUUGCAAGGUGGCACAGCAGUGCUCGACCACCCAGCGAUGCUUUGGAACAGGCUUAUGCUGACCAACUUGAGGCUGAGAUGCAGGAGAUGGCCAUUCAGCUACACAAGCGCUGUGAGGAGGUAGAGAGCCUGCAGAGCCAGGUAUCUCAGGAGAAGGAGCUGCGUACCGUGAUGGAGGGAUGUCUGAUGGAGGACAAGAUGGCAUGGAGGAGGGUCCAAGCUGAGCUGGUGGAGAAUCACCGGCUGGCUCAGGACAUGAGCGCCACAUUGGCGGAGUCCAGGGCCCGCCACGCUGAACUGCUCGCCUGUCUCACUACUGAUGGGAAUAGCAGCUCUACUGGCGUGGAAGAUAAAACAAAAGCCGGGGAGGGCCUCACACGCUCCAGUGUUGUAGAAUUACUAAAGAAGUUGGAUUCCCAUGAAGAAGAACUGGCAAGGAACCUGCAAACCGUGCUUCAGAGUCUGAGGCGACUGAGUGCGCCUGAAAAAGUCUCAGAUAGCUGGGAACGGCCUUAAACCUUUAAAGAGGCCAUUUUGCCAAUAUUUGACUGAGGGUGAUCUUACCACCCUGAACAAUCUCACCGAAAUGGGAGAAGGCCAAAGACAAGGCCGGCCCUGCCUGACCAAAGCUGCUCUGGGAGUGAAGCAGCUGACCUGCUGCUCCUCUGGGAUUGGCUGAUGGACCAGAGCUCACCAGAUGUGGACAAGGCCAAGGGCAAUGGCAGCUACUGCAGGGAAAUGACAAACAGGCAGGAAGGGUACCUGGCCCUCACACGCUUGUGCUGGUGUAUACUGGACUCCUGUAGUUGGGUUGUGAAAACGCACAGAGAGGAGGAGGGACUGAUCGUGGAUCAGAGGCUGUAAUACUGUGAAAUGUUUCUAAAAAACUGUACUCUUCCUGUAUGAAAUGUGGUUUAAAUUAUGUUCAUGCCACCAGCCGAAGAGGUACAUUUCAUAAAAGUAGUCAAAGAAGUUCUGCAGAGCUAUACUUUAUUUGAAUGAAAUCUUAUUUGUGUGCUGCUGUUAGGUGUUUGAAAUAAUGUCCUGCUGAAUGCAUAUUUAAGAGCUUAAGAACACAGAAGAGAGAAAUGUGUGAAACCUCAGUCAGUUAAUCAUUUACAGCAAUACAUUGUUACAUCAGGGAAGGGCUUUUCAAUCCAUUGUACUGUAAUUCUGUGGACUUUUGCAUAUGAUGCAGAGUUAAGAGUAAAAUGAUAAAUAGUAUAGUAUUCUUUUUCAAAGCACAAAUACCUGACAGUCAGUCCAGAUUCAGAUUUCACUCAGUGGUGCAAUCAAGUGCUUAGUUAACAUUCAGUGGAUUCACUGUGUAUCUUCUUAAGCGUGAUCUAUUGUACCCUGAAAUCCUCCAAAAUCUUUAAAAUUCCAGAUAGUCUUGGUUAUAUGGACCUGAAUUAAAACCAUGUUGCCUGAAAGUUGAGGGUGGAUACUUAAAUACUCAAAUUUUUUAAUCAUUUUAAAUUGACAUAUGUACACAUGCAACAGACUCUUAAAUUUAAAUGUAUUUCAGCAUGCAAUCAAAUGUUAAAGCAGCACAUCCUUGUAAGAAAGACAACUUUUGCUUCAUAUUUCAUGAUUCAUUAUUCAUAAUUAUGUGAUAAAACAAUUUCAUAACAGUUUAAAGAUAAUAUCUGCAAAUGUAAGUCCCAUAGCAUUUAUUUUAGCAGAGACAGAUGAAAAGCUGAGUGAUUAUAUACACACAUGGACAAAAUGAUCCAAACAGUAAAUAAAAAUAGAAAUACAGACGAGCAGCAUAGUCCUGUUAGGAGAGAUUCCAUGAUAAGUCAAGUAGCAGUAAAAUGAGGUCUACAGCUUGCAUUAGGACAACAAAAAAAAGGGUGGAGACUUUCAUUUGGAACCCUGUUAAAUCUUUAAGAAGCAGCAGAAAACUGCAAAAUUAUUCAUGACUUUGUGAUAAUUUGUGGCGCUGAUUUGAGAAUGCAUAAAGUAGAAAUAAAAAAAAAAAACAAUCUUGUAUAAAGGGCUAUGGUGUUGUAGACUUGUGCAUUAAAAAUAUUUUACUUGAA